GCUGCUUGUUUAGAUUGGAAUCCUGUAUUGUAAAGUUAUAAUGCUUUGUUUCUAAUUGAGUUUUUAAUAAAGCAAAUGCAAUGCCAUUACCUAGUACAUAGACACGGUUCUUCUUUAGACUGAUGCCACAGAAUAACUAGGUUCUCUAAAGAACCCUUCUAGCCUUCAAUGUCCAAAAUGAUAGGCGUGGUCCAUGGUCUUGUUUUCCAAGAAUGGAAUCAGUAUACAUAUUAAUAAUGAUGAUACAGUGAAUUAUUUAUGCUUCCACACAAACUACAGUGUACUUUUGCGAAACCUCAUCCCACCGCGCUGUUGUGUUAUACAAUACCCCCGGAUAGAAUGACUCCUGACCAAUCACAGUGCAGGGGACGUGGCGAAUGCACGAGAGCGUAAUGUGGGACAGAGUGGAGGAUUCAGAACCAUGGAGAGCUACCGCUAUGCACACACGCGAUUGGCUCAGCAGGAGAAAGAAGGGGCGGGGCACUACAAUCAUGCAUCUCAGCUAUUGGAUAAUAAAAGUGGGUGGGCGGGCUUGAUAACUGUCACUCUGGAUGUUAGAUGAGAUAAGUCGGAAAAUAUCCCGUGUCAGAAAUAUAGCUAUUUCCCCCCUCAGUAGUGUUUAAUUAAAGUGGAACACAGUUUAAUGAGAAGAAUGAGCAGGAUAAAGUGUACUUUGAGAGAUUCAGGGUGUUGAGCGUGCAUGAGAAGAAAAUAUACAGACAGGUAGAAGGCAUAGACGACAGCAUAUUUCCCAAUGGCUGAGAAUAAUUUCCCUCCUCUGCCAUCAUUUAUCCCGCUGAAGCCAUGUUUCUACCAGGACUUUGAGGAGAUCCCAGAGCAGCACCGCAAAAUGUGCAAGAAACUUUACUACCUCUGGAUAUUGUACAGCGCCACUCUGGCGGUGAAUUUCAUAGGCUGUAUGGCUUGGAUGUUUGGUGGAGGAGGAGUGACGAACUUCGGCAUGUCCAUCAUGUGGUUGAUCCUCUUCACUCCUUGUUCCUACGUGUGUUGGUUCAGACCCGUCUACAAGGCCUUCAAGACAGACAGCUCCUUCAACUUCAUGGCUUUCUUCUUCAUCUUCAUGGCUCAGGUUGCUAUCAGCAUCAUCCAAGCCAUCGGGAUUCCAGGAUGGGGGGUCUGUGGCUGGCUAGGCACUAUUGUCUUCUUUGGCACAAGCAUCUUUGCCUCCAUCAUCAUGCUCAUUCCAACCAUCAUGUUUACAGCUGUAGCCAUUUUGUCCUUCAUUGCUCUCACUACGGUUCAUAACCUGUACCGGGGCAGUGGAGGCAGCAUGAGUAAGGCUCAGGAGGAGUGGACUACGGGUGCCUGGAAAAACCCACAUGUUCAAGAGGCUGCCCAGCAAGCUGCCCUCGGAGUCGCCCAAGGAGCCACGCAGGCGCAGGAUCCAGCCAACACACCAAACUAUAGCAAUCAGAUGUUAAUACAGAAUGAAAUAUAAGGCAAGCACCAUUGCAGAGACUUGCCAAAAAACAGGCCGGGAAUGUUGGCCUUUGCGUCUUACAGAUAGAUCAAGACAGCUUUUGGCAGAGCUCUUCUGGAAUAAAAUGUAGAUUGGUGUAUUUAUUUGGAAAAACUAGCCUGAUUUCUGGUUUUCUUUAGUAGGAAAACCUGUGAUGGUUUGUGAUUGUGUGGUUCCUUAGCGCCUUUGUAUUUGGAUGGAAUAGCAGACAGAUUUGUAAUUGUCUUUUUCUUUGACUUCUUUGUAUGUAGUAAGCUGGGUUUUAUUAACUCAGAGGAAAAAAAAAAAACAUACACAAUUGUGUAUGUUAAUGAUGUCAUUGUAAGCCUAACGUAUGACUACUGGAUAAUUACUAAAACAAUUCAGGUACUAAAUUACUAAUUACACCAAAUGUUUCAUUGAGCACAAAUAAAUAACUUUAGUAUGGCAAUGUAAUGUCAAAUCUCAAGUAAACAAUCUGUAACAAAAAAAAAGUAAUUUGUUCUUUUAACUGCAUUCACUGUACAUAGUUAGAGUUUCAGGUGCUAACUGACUAUACUAGCAAUAACUGUUUAUAUAUU
Messenger RNA from Ictalurus furcatus (blue catfish), 2040 nucleotides. It is a transcript of the gene scamp5b, whose product is annotated as secretory carrier membrane protein 5b. Bases 755 to 1459 code for a protein of 234 amino acids. Lineage: Eukaryota; Metazoa; Chordata; Actinopteri; Siluriformes; Ictaluridae. The record is from RefSeq and is a predicted model, not a curated record. Gene Ontology annotation, biological process: protein transport. Gene Ontology annotation, cellular component: trans-Golgi network membrane; recycling endosome membrane. The transcript is spliced from 7 exons.